This is a messenger RNA of Brassica rapa (field mustard), 9164 nucleotides long. RefSeq names its product cadmium/zinc-transporting ATPase HMA3. Gene Ontology annotation, biological process: monoatomic cation transport; transmembrane transport. Lineage: Eukaryota; Viridiplantae; Streptophyta; Magnoliopsida; Brassicales; Brassicaceae. The record is from RefSeq and is a predicted model, not a curated record. Gene Ontology annotation, molecular function: metal ion binding; ATP hydrolysis activity; ATPase-coupled monoatomic cation transmembrane transporter activity. Gene Ontology annotation, cellular component: membrane.
ACCAUAUUUAGUUCACACAGCAAUAAUAAUUAUAAACAUAUAUGUUUCCUUAUAUGUUGAUUGAAAAAUGCAAAAGUUUUUUUUUUGUAAAAGCUGAAAAAUGCAAAAGUUACAAUUAAUAAUAUAAAACCAUUAAAAAAAACAACUAAUUUCCCUCCGACACAACUCUUUAUAAGUUAAAAGUAUCUCCUCGAGUAUCUGUCCGAAUACCUUUCACGCAUCCCACGAUGGCGGACGGUGAAGACACGACGAAGAAGAAUCUACAGACAAGCUACUUCGACGUGGUCGGAAUCUGCUGUUCAAUGGAGGUUCCUCUUGUCGGAGACGUUCUCCGUCCACUUAACGGCGUCAAAGAAUUCUCCGUCAUCGUCCCUUCAAGAACCGUCAUCGUAGUCCACGACAGCUUCUUGAUAUCUCCGCUUCAAAUCGUGAAGGCACUGAAUGAAGCAAGACUAGAGGCAAGCGUGAGGCCAUAUGGAGAGACAAGCUUCAAGAGUCAAUGGCCAAGCCCUUUCGCAUUGGUCUCUGGUGUAUUACUUGCUCUCUCCUUCCUCAAAUACUUCUAUGGCCUGCUUGAGUGGUUCGCUGUCGUUGCCGUGGUGGCUGGAGUUUACCCUAUUCUAGCUAAAGCUGUUGCUUCGGUCACAAGGUUCAGGCUUGACAUCAAUGCUCUCACUCUUAUUGCUGUGAUUGCAACGGUGUGUAUGGAGGAUUACACAGAAGCUGCCACAAUUGUGUUUUUAUUCUCGGUUGCAGAUUGGCUAGAGUCAAGUGCUGCUCAUAAGGCAAGCACAGUGAUGUCAUCUCUAAUGAACUUAGCGCCAAGAAAAGCAGUGAUAGUAGAAACUGGAAUAGAAGUUGAUGUAGAUGAGGUUGGUUUAAACACUGUUGUUUCAGUCAAAGCUGGAGAAAGUAUACCAAUCGAUGGAGUUGUGGUUGAUGGAAGCUGUGAUGUAGAUGAGAAAACAUUAACAGGAGAGUCCUUCCCUGUCUCCAAACAAAGAGACUCACCUGUGUUAGCUGCAACUAUAAAUCUUAAUGGUUACAUAAAGGUGAAAACAACAGUUCUAGCCAGAGACUGCGUGGUUGCGAAAAUGACAAAACUCGUAGAAGAAGCACAGAAAAGCCAAACUAAAACUCAAAGGUUUAUAGACAAAUGUUCUCGCUACUACACUCCAGCGGUUGUUGUAGUAGCAGCAUGUUUUGCUCUCAUCCCGGUUUUAUUAAAGGCUCAAAACCUCAGCCAUUGGUUUCACUUAGCACUUGUAGUGCUAGUAAGCGGUUGUCCUUGUGGUCUCAUCCUAUCCACACCCGUUGCUACCUUUUGUGCUCUUACUAAGGCAGCCACAUCAGGGUUUCUGAUCAAAACCGGUGAUUGUCUAGAAACUUUGGCAAAGAUUAAGAUUGCUGCUUUUGACAAAACAGGAACUAUUACAAAAGCUGAGUUCACAGUCUCAGAUUUUCAGUCUCUUUCUCACAAUAUCAAUCUGCAACAUUUGAUUUACUGGGUAUCAAGCAUUGAAAGCAAGUCAAGCCAUCCAAUGGCAGAGGCCCUUAUUGACUACGCUAGAUCAGUUUCUGUUGAGCCUAAGCCUGAUAUGGUUGAGAACUUUCAGAACUUUCCAGGAGAAGGUGUUUAUGGGAGAAUAGAUGGUCAAGAUAUCUACAUUGGUAACAAAAGAAUUGCAAAGAGAGCUGGAUGCUUAACAGUUCCGGAUAGUGAAGCUGAUAUGAAGGGAGGUAAAACCAUCGGUUACAUAUACAUUGGAGAAGAACUGACAGGAAGUUUCAGCCUUUUGGAUGGUUGUCGGCAUGGGGUCGCUCAAGCUCUCAAGGAGCUUAAGUUCUUAGGCAUCACAACUGCAAUGCUCACAGGAGAUAACAGAGAUGCAGCCAUGUCUAUUCAACAACAGCUAGGGAAUGCUUUGGAUAUAGCUCACACUGAACUUCUUCCACAAGACAAAGCAAGAAUCAUCGAUGAGUUCAAGAGCCAAGGGCCUACAAUGAUGGUGGGAGAUGGACUUAACGAUGCACCAGCCUUAGCUAAAGCAGACAUUGGCAUUUCUAUGGGGAUCUCAGGGUCAGCACUUGCAACAGAGACAGGAGAUAUCAUUCUUAUGUCGAAUGACUUGAGGAAGAUACCUAAAGGGAUGAGACUAGCGAGGAGAUGUCAUAAGAAAGUGAUUGAGAAUGUGGUUUUGUCUGUGAGCAUAAAAGGAGCGAUCAUGGUGCUUGGUUUUGCAGGUUAUCCUCUGAUUUGGGCAGCUGUUCUUGCAGAUGCAGGAACUUGUUUGCUUGUGAUACUCAAUAGUAUGAUGCUUCUACGUGAUGAGCGUGAAGCUGUGUCUGCAUGUUACCGUGCUUCUCCUUCGUCUUGUACUCCCUCGCUACUGAAGCUUGAAGAGGAUCUAGAAGUGGGAUUGUUGCAGAAGAGUGAGGAGACAAGUAACAAGAGUUGUUGCUCUGGUUGCUGUGGUGGCCCUAAGGGCACUCAACAAAAGUGAUACUCGUCUUCUUAUUUAGAACUAGAGGGGGUUGUCUAUCUAUGUAACUGGAAAAAUCUUUUAAAAAACAAAUAAAUUUUAAUUUUAAAUAAAAUAAUAGAAUAAUCAACACUUCAAAUAUUAAAUUGUAUAAGUAAAAUCAUAUACAUGCAUAUUAUAUUAUAUAUUUUCAUAUAACUAAAUUACUAUAAAAUAUUUUAAUUAAUCGAUUUUUCUAUUUAUUCGGUUGUGGGUUUAUAAUUUAGAAGAAAAAAAAGGUUGUGGGUUUAUAUCAAACUAUUUUCAUGUCCUACGAUUGGUAUGAUAUAACCAACUUCUUUUUUGGGUUGAGUUCUAUUCUACAGUAACAUGCUAUAUGCCAUUGUCUCCUCUGAAAUCCGUUGCAACAUUUUAUUGUGAAAAAGGUUUAAUCUGAUGUUACUUAAAGGGUUAAUUUUUACAAGAUGGUAGUUUGAUAUAACUCAGAUUCCGUCCAAAAACAUUCGGAAAAAACAUACAAGAAGUUUAUGAUAAUAAAAGAAAACGAGCGAUGCGUAUAUAUAGUGAGUAGUGACCAAUGGAUAUAUCGAUGGAUCAUAUAUAUACAAGGAAGGACCCCUAUCACAAAUCAUUGUGUCUUUGACGAGUGCUAAACCCCACAUUAGUCUAUUUGCUACAGUGAAUGUCACAUGAACGUUUGACUAAUAUGAAUUGUCACCACCAAUGAGAAGAAUAUUUACAAAAAUUUGGGUCCCUUUUUAAUUUAGUUGAGACUUUAUCACAUCGUUUUCUGAAAUCAAAUUCACCAAUUUGAAGUCUAUUACUCUCCCGGUUUGAUAAAUAUACUUGUUGUUCAACUUGAUAGACAUUACGGUAUCUUGCGUUUUACUACCAUAACACUGAAAUUGAAUUAUCAUUGAUUUUGGGAUCGAUCAACGUUGUCUUGAACUAGGUUUUUCAAUCUAGUUACAUCACCCAACACCCAUGAUCUUUGAGAAUAUCAAGCUGCGAAUACUAACCGAUAGACGAUUUAAUUUUAUGUAUAUUUUAAACUUUAAAUAUUUCUAGGUCGAUUAAAUAUUUUAAUUUGGUCACUUAGGUUGUCUUCUUUUUAGUGGUAGUUAUAUAUUUGGAUUCGUUUUGCUGUCGUGUUAAAACAAAAUGUUUUUACUCCAGAUGUUAUUAUGGCAUGUUGGUAUUGAUCCCAAACCGAAUAUUCCUCGUAUAUUCUUUAUCUACAACAUCAUAAACAGUUUCUUUUGCAAUCAUCCAGAAUCACACAUUUUACUUUUUGCAACCCUAUUUGCCAAUACUAUACUUUAGCACCCCUAUUUUGAUCACUUUUCUUCAACUGAUGAAGGCCACUAUAAUUCUCAUCACAUAUAUUACUAUCAUUACAUACUAUUAGGUUUCAGCUCUAAGAAUGGAUUAAUCGAGAACGUAAAGUGGAGCUUACGUAUAUCACACAAAAAGUUAUGUAUCGUAUGAUGAUAUAUAUGUAACUGGAGAUAUUAAAACUUUAAAUUCCAAGGGUUAAUCAUGUACAAAAGUCUUACAUGUGUAAAAUAAAUGCACUGUUAUACUAAGAACUAUGCAUUGAUGUUUACUUUUUUUUGACGAACUAUGUUCCGUUCGAUUAACUUUGAUGAUAUAUAUGUAAAGAGAAAAAAAAUUGGUUUUUCAGCUACAACUCUGAAUGUUCCAUUCCAUCAUCUAAAAUCUUCAAUAUGUUGGUAAGACAAUUUAGACGUUUCUCGAUCAGUUUGGCCGACAACAGCCGAGAUCACUGAUACCACGACCCUUACCUUCGAUCCUUACUAAUGUGAGCUGCUGACGUAUGCCCACUAAUCUCUUUGUGUUCCAUUAUAAUGACUUGUGCUGAUUAUACAUUCGUGUUAUGCUUUUAUCUUUCUUGAGCCGCGGGCCCGCGGUUUAUAAACAAUAUUUAAUGUUUUAGGGUUAUAUGAGAAGAUAAAUCAUACGAAAAGGAUGAUUAAUGUCUAUUCGAGAACAAGCAAUGGAUCAUGAGAGUCUAUCAAACAUCCACAGAUGUUUAUGCUCUCAUUGACUUACACAAUCCUCAAACAUUGAAUGUACCAAUUAAAAUGAGAUCAUUGGAGAAAAUUUUAAUGAAUGAGAAUAAAUGCAAAGAUAAUUUUUAAUUUUCUUUUAAACCUAUAAUAUUUAUUUGAUAAGUAAGACGUAUCCAGACAGAUCCAACUAGUGCAUCACUAAUACAUAUCUACCAUUAUUAUAGUUCAUAUUUGCAAACUUAACUUUUCAAAAACUGUUUAACAAAAGAAAAUGAGUAAGCUAAAGCUAAGAAAGCUGGUAUCACUUCAAUCUGAAAUGGAGUUCUUACAUCGUUUAGACGAAGACAAAAGAGAUGUAUAAUUCAAUUCUUAUCAAAUGAUAAAUAUUUUGGGAACUUCAUUCAAGGAACAAAUUCACUGAAUUAUUUUGAAAAUUCGCUAGCUAGCAGGUGUAACAUGUCUUCUCUUCCCUAAUAUAUGUCUCAUAUCAAAAAAAAAUAUUCGUAAUUCAUAGCAACAAUAUAUGAUUACUAAUUUUACAAAAUUUACAUAUAUAAAAGUGAAGUUACUAUUCUGGGAAAAAGUUCCGAAGAUUCGGGAACUAAUAUUUUAAUGUAUCAGGUGGUAGAACAAAUAUAAGCUGAACAACUUAUCGAAACACAAAAGAAGGAUAUAUAUCAUUGCAGCUCACAUUUCAACGAUAUUCCCUUUCCACUAGACUAUGCUUUAUAGGUCUCUUGUUUAUAAUAUCUAUUUAUUGUUUGGCGUAUUUACACUGCCUUUUACUUUGAUGUAUAAUUUUUAAUAAAAGGAAGGAAAGAAAGUUGUUUUGUUUUGAAACAUUGGUAGAUUCCUCCACUACUUGAAAGCCUUUUGGAAAAGAUAGUGGAGGUGUGCUGCUUAAAUUAUUUAUGGCCUCUUUCUAGGCAAAUAAUAAUCUAGUUUUUAUGAUCACAAAGGGUCGCGUAUGUAAACUUUCAAAUAUAAAAUACAAAUGUGUUAUACCAAAAAAUUAGAAUUUUAAUUUGAAAAGAGACUAAGCUUGUGACGAUAAGGAAGGGAAAAAGACUGGUCAUCUUCGGUGGUUCGAUGGUAGAAGCCUAGAAGGUACUAAUUACGUUGUAAAAUUAGGAUGCUCCAACCUUUUUACAUGUCCGGUUCUAUAAACUUUUGUUUGAAGUUUCGUCUUUAGAUUCUAUCGUUUUUGACAUUAACAUUAAAACUAUUGUAUGUGAAAUUGCAUAUAUGUGUUACUCUCUAUGGAUUGAAUGGAAACAUGUAACAUUAUAAUAUAAAAGAUAUUACCAUUAAACUUUUUAUUGGGAGUACUCCCGAGUUAAAUGUAUUCAAUAGUAAUGCGGAAUUGGUCCACCAAAAAGACAUCACUUUCUAAGAAUAGAGUCGAAAACAUAAUUUGUUUUUAGAGUCCUUAUGAAAGAAUUAAUUAUAUACAGUUAAGUGUGCUUAACUUAGAAUUUUCUUUCAUGAUUAGUGGAUAGAUAUUGAGAAGUACGUGUUAGCACUUGGCAACGAGAAAACAUUUAAAAAACAUGUAUUCAUUUGUACAAAACGAGUUUAGAUACAAAUUGAGCAUACACCUAUACAAACUUGUCAUAUUAGACCACUAAUCGCUUAAAACUCCAAUAUUAGAAGUUUAAAACUCUUCAUAAUUACUGAUGAGGAGUAGAUAAAAAAUCGUAGCAAUAGUUUAUAGUCAUGUGCAUAUAUAGUUAUCUAUGAUCUAAGAAUAUGUUACAUACUUACAUUCGUGGUUAAGGUGUUUAUCUUCAUUUUCAAGAAUAUAUGUGAACGUAUUACGUAUGCGCAAGUCUAUUUUAAUAGACAAAACACUGAAAGAAACAUAUUUUACUCUUAACGCAUUUUAAAACCAUAUAGUAAAAGUAUAGACGUUUUAAAAGAAAAAAAUACUUGAUUUUUUUACAUAUCUAAAAAGUUGUAUAUUUGGCUUCAUAACUUAUAUAUAUAUACUAAAAAUUGAGGAGAAUUACCAAAAAUCUCUAGAGAGAAAGUAGACAAAUUGAAUCACUUGGGAAAAUAAUGGACAACACAAAAAGAUAUUGUCGACUCGACUAUACUGCAAGUCGAUCGCAAAUAAUUGCAAUAAAAGCCAAUAAUAGAAGAUUUGGUGGGAAAUGCCUCACUUUAACUCUCACAAAAUUGUUUGUCUUAAAUAUAUUGAAAACUCAAUCCAUUUAUAAAAGAUUCUGAUAAUUAUGAUGAUGACUAUCUUCAUAAUCAUAUAUAUUGACGACUGCAACGAUGAUGCGAACAGUAAAAUUGUUAUUGUAACCAUUCUGAAGUUGUGGCUUCUAUCUUAUCUGCUAACUAUUAAUUACAUGUUUAUCUCGUCUAUUUUUAUCUGUUUGCCGAACCAAAACAUUUUUGGUAGAUGCAAUGCUAUGCGAUGCGAUCUGCUUAUGUAUUUCAUAGUCUUGGGGGUUAGAGAGAUUAUAGUGUGAGUCAGCUAUAUCAUAUCCAUAAUUAAGUCAUCUAAUUCUAAGAAUUGAUAUUAAUAAAUACAAUUGUAAAAAGUAAUCUCUCUUAGCUAGGAGUCAUGGCCUAAAAGGAACAAUCACUUUUUACAUCAACAAAAGAGGUUAUGUGGCCCAACGUCUUCGGUUUGACUCUGGUCUGGUACAAUGGAAGUGGUGGUUUUAACUAACACUUGUUCUAUAAUACAAAUUCAUUGAUGUGAGAAUUAGAGAUUUAGUGAGAGUUUAGGUUAAGAACAUGAAGAACAGAUGAAGAUCAAGAGAGAGAAUAGAAGGAUUUGUGAGAGAGAGUUUAUGAAAGAGAAAAUGAUAUUUCUUUUAAUUUUGACAGCGGUGGCUGCAAGAGAUUAUAAGUAGGUCUAUCGGGCAACCAAAAACAAAAUUGGCUUACUAAAAAAGCUAAAAUAUAAGUAAAUAUCAGAGUUACUGUUUGUCGAGUUACUAUUUAUUUUAACAAUAUCCUUCUACCGUUAUUCUCUUGAAGUCUCAAACUCUCUUGAAAUCUUUUGAAUUUUCUUGAAUUUUUUUGAACUCUAUUCUCUUGUUAUUUAUCAUUUCGUGUCAACAAUUGAUGCCGCUAAUUCUAGAACGUGUGUACGAGUGUUAAGGAUGUGAGUAUUGCGGCUACAUGCAUCUGUAAUAGUUACGUUGGUUUGGUCUUGCUAUAAAGAAACUCAAUCUCUAAGUAGCCUUGGACGAACUUGAAUAAAUAACAUCAAGAUUUCAUGAACAGAAUGUCUGAGUAAGGUGACUAGAAAGCUCUGCUGGGAAACGUUAUAUAUGUCCACUGUGAUAAGAGUUGAAUAUAAUGAACCAGUAGACUCAAGUUUGGUGAGAUAACAUAUGUUAAACCUACGACAUUAAAGGACAUAACAUAAAGCCAAUUGCAUGUGGAAAACUCAACUGAUGCACGCUAAACUUCAAGCAAAUACUCACAAUCGAAUUGCAGUAAAUAUAAUUUUCACUAUAUUUAGUACUAUAUAUAAUUUACAAGGAUGUAAAUUAAAGGUUAAUAAAAUAUACUUUUCUAGUUUCCUACAACUUCAAAUCUUACAUUUUGAUUUAUAACUAUCUGGAUGAAAAAAAACUAAUCUUAAACUAUUUCUAUGAGGAUACAUUAACCAAUAUUUGUAGUUUAUCUAUGAACUUUUUUUUCUAAUAACUUCACAUUUAAAUUGUAUUUUCUUUUAGAGCAUUCUUUUGCGGCAAGCACUGCCGCAAAAGUGCAGAUUUGGUCGAGCUUCAGAAUAAUGGGUUUUGGUUGAUGUGUCUACUUUACUUUGUCAUAGUUAGUUUGAGUUUGUGUUUAGGAAUUUAUUUCGGUUUUCUGUUUUUUUUUUUCUGUAAUUCUGACAAAAAUAGAAAAAAUGUAAUAAUAUUUUUAUAUUUUUACCAAAAAAAUAAUAAUAAUGUAAAAAAAAAGACAAAAGAAUCAUGGAAAUGAGGAAUCACACCUGGAUUUCCACUCUGUAACAUUGUACUUUGGAUUCUCCACUAUAAUUCGUAGAACACCUUUGCUCUCGUGUCUCUGCCUGACCAGAUUAAAACUAUCUUCCCCAAACAAACUCUAUCGUUCUUUUCAAAAGAAAAAAAAAACUCUAUUGUUACAUUUUAUCUAUUUUUAAUAUAUAAAAGGGCUUAACAAAAAUAAUUCUAGGCAUAUCGUAUAACUUACGCCUACAUUCGUAACGUAUCGAGAACACGUUCUAUUCUAUCCGUUUUAUCCAAUUCAAACGUUUCUUUACCACCCACGUAUUCUAAUCAUUUAUAAAUUGUUUAUGAGACUUUCAUUCCCAUACAAGCCAGACUUUCAUUCCCAUACAAGCCUAUCCUCUCCCAAUCUCAAGUGUUUUAUUAAAGUUAAAUUACAUAUUUUAGAAAUGUUUAUAUAGAAAAUAUUUGAAACAUAUAGUAUUUGACUUUGUAGUCUCUAAAAUGAUGUAAUUGAAAUUUUUGGUAUCAAUAAAUUAUCGUUCAUGUGGUCAAAAAGUUGCACAAUAUAUUACUACUGCCAACCAAUUAUUUAAAUCUGAAUUACUGUUAGUUUUUUUUGGGGGGGGGGGGGGGGGGGGGGGGGGUGGGGGUUGGGAAUAUACGACACUACAAGUUGAAAUCGUUAAAUGUUUUACCAAAAU